UUUAUUUGCUUGUGAAAUUUGCGGAUAUUAAAUUGUAAUUCGAGCUGUGCAAAGCAAAAACUAAAUUUACGGUUUAUAACGAACAAAAUAUAUUCGCAAUGUCCUUUUCGUUCGGCACACCAACAACGAACGCCGGCCUGGGCGGCGCAGCUGCAGCGCCAGCAACAGGCGCCUUUGGUUUUGGCGCGCGAGCGUCAACAAGCGCACCGCCGCCGGCAUUUGGAGCUGCAACGGCGACGUCGAGUCUCGCUGGUGCAGCGAGCGCUGUGGUGGGCGGAGCUGCAAACAGUUUUAGCUUUGCACCAGCUCAAGUUGGUGCGGCGCCCACGCUGAGUUUCGGUUCGCCAGCGACGGCUGCAGUGGCUCCAACGGGUGCUGGACUCUCGCUGCCGGCUUUUGGAGGUGCUGCAGCAGCUCCUGCCUUUGGAGCGCCCGCAGCAGCACCAACAUUUGGUGCACCGGCAGCCACACCUGCUUUUGGAGCGACAGCGACGCCUGCAUUUGGCGCCACAGCUGCUGCACCGGGUUUCGGUGCUCCCGCAGCCACGCCUGCUUUUGGCGCUCCGGCAACAACCUCUGCUUUCGGAGCACCCGCAGCAGCUCCUGCCUUUGGAGCUCCGGCAGGUGCAUCUGCUUUUGGCGCUCCCUUGGCGGCGCCUGCUUUUAGCGCCACAACAGCUGCCCCACCAUUUGGUGCCUCGGCAGCAGCUCCGGGAUUCGGCACGGCAACUGCCACAGUGGCGCCGUCCUUCAGCUUCUCAACUCCCGCCACGAGUGCACCGACAACAGCACCUCCAGCGUUUGGAGCAACAGCAAUGCCUGGGUCAACACUGGGAUCUGGAAUGGGCCAAUUUGCUUUUAACAAACCACAAGCUACAACGGCGGCCAGUUUGAACUUUAAUACGACCACAACAACGGCCACGACGCAGCCUUUCAACGCGAGUCUGCGUCUGGGAGGGAAUCCCUUAGCUCCAGCCGCCACAGGAGGCGGCGGCAUCUUCGGCAAGCCACUGACAACAGGCGCACAACCGGCUGCAGCUCCGCCCGCCUUUGUUGGCCUCGGCGGCAUUGAUGUGAGUGCCACGCAACCCAAGCUGGGCGACAACAAGCAGGACGGCAUAAAGAUCAAGGAAACGCAGGUGCCGGAUGAAAUAGUCAAGACCGUGGAUGCCCUCAAGAGCCACAUAAAGCAGCAGAAGACUAUUUCCUCGGAUAUUGGACGCACCUCGACAUCGAAGCUGAGCAACGUGAGUCACGAGAUCACAAAUCUGCGCUGGGUGCUGCAGAACGUGGCCAAUUCGGUGGAUGCCAACAAUCGACAGAUCAAGCAGCUGCGCAGUGAAACGGCCAAGGCUAUACAAUCCCUGGAGAUGUCACAGCGUACCCAGGACACUCCGGCCGGACUUCAGUUUGAGAAUAGUGCACCCUUCCAGUACUUUCAGUGCCUGGUGGCCAAAUACGAGGAGGAUCUGAUAUCGUUUCGCCAGCAAAUCGCGCUCACCGAGAGCCACAUGCAUGCAUUGGCCAAUCCGCAGAGCAUUUCGCCAGAUGAUCUGAAACGCGGCUUCCGACAGCUCAACGAAUCCUUCAUCUCGCUGGCUGGACGUCUGCAUGAACUGCAUCAGCGUGUGGAGGAGCAGAAGGAGCACUUUUUAAAUCUGCGUCGCUAUCGCCUGCGGGAUGCGACCAACGUGUUCGCCAGCAUCGACAAUCCGCCCGUGCAGCUAAACGAACCCCAACGGAUCAGCAGUGGUCCGACUCCCUUCUCCAACAUCUCGGCCAUCAACACGCUGAACAAGAGUUAUGCCGCCGCCACGGCGACCACAUCCAACAACGCGGCUGCAUCCAAGUCGGACAGAUGGUAAUCCCCGAUAUUACCAGGAUAGUUAUCUGUUAGUUGUUAUGGAAAUGGAAUGUCAAUAAAGUUAUUAUACAAUCGA
Molecule: messenger RNA, 1940 nt
Organism: Drosophila innubila
Lineage: Eukaryota; Metazoa; Arthropoda; Insecta; Diptera; Drosophilidae
Gene: Nup58
Product: nuclear pore complex protein Nup58
Exons: 2
Coding region: 99-1865 (588 amino acids)
Biological process (GO): nucleocytoplasmic transport
Cellular component (GO): nuclear pore
Molecular function (GO): structural constituent of nuclear pore
Source: RefSeq, a predicted model, not a curated record